UGUCCGCCUGUCCCCCUUCAAACGCAAAUAAACCUUGUUUUCUCUCUCAUACAAAACACAGUCUCUUCUUCUUGAAUUCACAAAACCACAACUUCCCUCACUAUUUUCUCACUACUUCUCUCUCUCUUUCUCUCUCUCUCUUGCCAUAUUCUUUAAUCUUCUUUUACUUUGCCUUUAACACGGAAACGAAAACGAAGACCCCAAUGGAAGCACCAGAAUUCUAUCAGAACAGUUUUUGCCCACAAUUCGUGCCGGAAAAGCGCCACUCCACCGACAACAAGACCGCCGGUGGUGCCGACCAUUUCAUCGUCGAAGACCUCCUCGACUUUUCCAAUAACGACGCUGUCAUUACUGAUGGCGCCUUUGACAGCGUCACCGGCAACUCUACCGAUUCUUCGACCGUCACCGUCGUCGACUCCUGCAAUUCUUCUUCAUUUUCCGGCUGCGAACCUAAUUUCGUCGGUGAUAUUGGCUGCCGGAGUUUCACAGACGGCAAUUUCUCAGGCGACCUCUGUGUUCCGUAUGACGAUUUAGCUGAGCUCGAAUGGCUAUCGAAUUUCGUGGAGGAAUCAUUUUCCAGCGACGACCUGCAGAGACUACAGCUCAUAUCCGGAAUGAAAGCUUCCCGGACCACCGACGAAGAAGCAUCCGAUACCCGUCACUUUCAACCCGAACCGAACCGAAACGCCCCGAUUUUCAAUUCCGAAAUGUCUGUCCCAGCCAAGGCUCGCAGCAAGCGUUCUCGGGCCGCUCCAUGCAACUGGACGUCUCGUCUCCUCCUACUCUCUCCAACCACAACAACGACGACCGCGUCCACGACGUCUUCCUCGGAAGCCGACGUCGUCGUUUCGACUCCACCACCACCGCCGCCAAACCCUGGCAAAAAGACCGUAAAGGCCCCGCAGAAGAAGAAGGAGAGCCCCGACAGUGCGGCAGGCUCCGGCGACGGACGUAAGUGCCUGCAUUGCGCCACUGACAAGACGCCGCAGUGGCGAACCGGACCCAUGGGCCCCAAAACGCUAUGCAACGCCUGCGGUGUCCGAUACAAGUCGGGUCGGCUCGUACCCGAGUACCGACCCGCUGCCAGCCCGACUUUCGUCCUGACGAAACACUCAAACUCGCACCGUAAGGUGUUGGAGCUUCGGCGUCAGAAGGAGAUGAUGAGGGCUCAGCAACAGCAACAGCAACAGUUCCUUCAUCAUCACCAUCAUCAUCAGAAUAUGGUGUUUGAUGUAUCGAACGGUGAUGAUUACUUGAUCCACCAACAUGUGGGGCCCGAUUUCAGACAGAUGAUCUAGCAGGUUCUAUUGACGGCGGAGAUUUUCUGAGGUUUUAGUGGCUUUUGGCUAAAUUAAUUAAUUGUUAGAGAAUUUCGUAAUUUUCAUUUUUCCUUUUUUCUCUCUAAUCUUUUCUAGGAGGUAAUUUUUCCUAACUUAAUUUUGAAUCUCGUAGACUCUUUACUAUUUUAAGUUGUUUUUUUUUUUUUUUGUUUAAUUACUUCUAGGCCAAAGUUUGGCCAUCUGUUUACCCAAUUUUUCAUAAUUUAGAUAUAUAUUUUUU
Molecule: messenger RNA, 1560 nt
Organism: Ziziphus jujuba (common jujube)
Lineage: Eukaryota; Viridiplantae; Streptophyta; Magnoliopsida; Rosales; Rhamnaceae
Product: GATA transcription factor 12
Exons: 2
Coding region: 204-1298 (364 amino acids)
Biological process (GO): positive regulation of DNA-templated transcription
Cellular component (GO): nucleus
Molecular function (GO): sequence-specific DNA binding; zinc ion binding
Source: RefSeq, a predicted model, not a curated record